AUGUCUAACACGGUGUUCGCGGUGCCUCAAAUUGUCGCACCUGCGACGGCUUCGUUGUCCACCACCACGACCACCAAACAAGCCACCGAUGGCCAACACGCUAACAGCAAAGACCAGACCCCCAUCAAACCGGUUUGUCUUCCGGCGGGCAGAUACGAGUUCCGCGACAACGGGAUUUACAUUGGAGAGUGGUUGGAUGAGAAGGCGGUCGGAUUGGGCCUGAUAACCAAGGACAAAUCACAGGGCGAGUACACUGGCCUAUGGGAAGCGGGCUCCGAGAAGUCGGGUGUGUUCCUGUGGCCAAACGCGCCGGGCGCCAUGUACGAGGGAGAAUGGGCGAUGAACCGACGCAACGGCUUCGGCGUUUUCAACCGCGAGGACUGGGUGAUUAUGGGGAAAUUUGAAGACGAUUUCAUCACCAUGGGCGUCAAGGGGAAGGAGAACGCGCCUGGGAAGUUUGAGGGGCGUUUCGAGAACGGGUUUCCAGCCUUCGGAGUGGAGACCUAUGGCGACAAGGGAACCUACUGCGGUGAAUACAAGAAUGGAAUUCGCGAGGGGCUAGGAGUCCGUCGAUCGAUAACCUACAGAGAAGUGCUCGAACUCUACCCGGAGAUCAAGAAGGCCUCGAACUCCAGCAAGCUGGAAGACCUCCGGAAACGCGGCAAGUUGCCCUCCGCAGUCACCACAAGACGCGACCGUCGAAUGUCCUUGGAUGGCGGGUCCAUUGACGUGCCGUGCGACGCAGUCGGCGACGCCAACAACUCGUCUGAAGGCGAGGGCGUCGAGGACGGCGCGAACGACCCGGAGCCCUACACAGCCCCCCGCGACACCGCCAACUCCCUGACCAGUCCGCACCGCCACCAGAGUGCCACCUACAGACUAAUGGUGACCCAGCGCUGCGGCUUCAUGCUCUCCUCCAAACGCUCGGAUCUCUUCAUAAAACGCCUCAACAAGCUCAAACACCCUCGACUGAAUCCCCUCGGAUGCACGACGCCGGUUCUGGCCGGACGCAAGAGGACCCAGUCUCUGUCGAUGCUCUUCACCUACCCCGAAGAGACCUUCCAGAGUCCGCCGAGUGGAUGCGUUCGACAGAUGCGUGACAUCUACCAUUCCUCUAACUCCCUGCCUCACAGGUCGGCAACUCCGCAGAAGGUUGUGCCAGCUGAGAAAGACACCCUGGAAUUGGACCUGAUCGCGGACGACACGGUGGAGGUUUACUCCGGCGAGUGGUUCUCGGACGCGCGACACGGUUUCGGGGUGUGCGAGCGCACCGACGGCCUCGUCUACUACGGCCAGUGGUUCAAGAACCUUCGCCAUGGCUACGGACACACGUGCUUCCCCGACGGGACCUUUGAACAGGGUCGGUACCGCAACGGGAAACUCGUGUACCUGGCACUGCCUGCCGGCAACAAACCUCACAUGGUCCUCUACAACCGCCACAUCAUGCAGGAAGUCCAGAAGACGGUGCAGAAGGCCAUGCUGGUAGCGGAGCAAGCUCAAAAGAAGGCGAUCGAGGCCAGGGAACAAGUCAGUAUAAAAAUUCUCGAUUAUAUCGAGAAGGCUAAGGCUGCCGCUAGCUGCGCACGCGAUUACUCCCUUGAGGCUCGAGAACUCGUCCGCGAGAUGUAUCCGGAUUUUGAACAGCCAGCCAAUAAACUAAAAUUGAUCGCGGAGCGAUUUGAUUGGUCGGCAGGUAUCAAGUACUUGGAGGACAUCGUGCGAAUGAUGCGAGUGACGCGGCAGGGCAGUCCGACGUUCGAGGCGGCGCUGCAGUCGGCGAAGGACGUGAUCGCGGGCAUCGUGCGGGGCCUCACGCGCAACGGCGACGAGGACACGGAAGAGGAGGAGCAGCCCGAGGAGGACUUGACGCUGCCCCCCAAAUUCACCUCCCAACUGAAGGAGCUCCAGGAGAAGAAGCUGGCCGCCUCCAGGGCCGGCUCGGUGCGCGCUCAGCGACGCGCGCGCGCCCAGAAAAUGGCCGAGGAGUUGCGCAGGCGCGAGCGACUCCUCAUGGGCGAGGACCCCAAGGUGGUGAUGGACUCGGCGGUAGAAGCGCAGCGUCAACAGCAGCUGAAAGCGGACAAGCAGCAACUUAAAUCCAAGUCGCAACAACAGCAGCACCAACUGGACCAAGAGAAGAAGAAGGCUGCUGCUGCCGCGACGUCGAGUGGCGACCGCGCAGCUGCGACGGACCUCCGGGCGGAUCGAUGGGCCGCGGAAAUGAUGCCGACGAAGCGCCAGCAGAACGGACCCCUCAACGCCAGUGGCAGAGCCACCACGCCGACGGGAGGCUACCUCCACGUGCCCGGUGGCAAGCGGAGAGGCAGACGAAGGAGCGUCGUCGCUGAUGACGAAGUCGACGGGUCGUAUGUUGAAAUUCCUGACAUGACCGAGCUGAAACACCAAUACGAGAUUCCCGCCUGUCCGCUGACAAAGUUGCUGGCCAAUCCGACGCUGUUUAGCAAUCACUUCGACUACUACACCACACUGCCUCCACCAAUCACGGCCAGAGCCACGGCGACGACGGGGCUGCAUCAAGCUAAGCUGACGCGACCGGAGGUUCUGGUCCAACCAGAAAAGUUGAAGUCGGUGGUGGUUGAAAAGGCGUCGCCUGAAAUCUCCCCUAGCUCCAGCGAUUCCUUCGGAUUCCUUUCAAAGCUCGCCUUUUGGUCGUGGGGAAAAAGUGAAGAGCCCUCUAAGGAGAAGCCGUCAGUAACCCCAACUCCCAUGGAAAAUGGCUUCCCCGUGAAUUCACCCGCAAUCACCUCGUUCAGUCAGCUGGUGCCCGACUAUCAGGACACGUCAGAGUCCCAAUUGAUGGCCGCUGGACUGAUCGAUAGACGCCAUCCACACACGCCAUCCACUGAAAGUAGCCAGUCAAUUCUCCAAGUAUCAGACAUUUUCGAAUGGAUUCGCUCCAAUAUUUCGUUGCUGGCCAUUAUCUGCCUUAACAUCAUCCUGCUCCGCAUAUUCUUCACGCAUUUGGGACAGACGGACGAUGAAGGAGGCCAGUUGGGGAGUUAA
Messenger RNA from Mesocestoides corti, 3024 nucleotides. The record is from the annotation of a GenBank genome assembly. NCBI's taxonomy places the organism in Eukaryota, Metazoa, Platyhelminthes, Cestoda, Cyclophyllidea, Mesocestoididae.